CCGAACUGAGGGGAAUUCUCAGAAAUCACGUGACCGCCGCGCAGCUGUUUUCUGCUCAGCCACAACUGCAAGUAGCAACCGGCCCGGCCCAGCCUCUGCUGCGUCCCGCAACGGGGAGAGGGGACCCCACUGCCCGCCCCAGGCCUGGGCUGGGGAGGGGUGAAGAGCCCCAGGCGCUGCCGCAGGAGCAGAGAUUGACUCCUGCCUGAGAACAGAUAUGGGCUGGGCUUCGAUCUUUAGACCUUGCAGUAAUAAAAAUAUGUCCAUAAAUGCCAGAUGAGGAACAAGAUUAUAUUUUUAUGGGUUUGCUAAGGGAAGUUUUGUUCUGGGAGUGAGGUGAAAAAAGAGUUGAAAAACAAAAGAGUCAGUAAGGUUUUGAAGAAAAGCAAAAGAGGCUCCUCAAACCUGUUCCCUUCAUCUGACGAGGGAUACCUGGAAAAGAGCCUGGUGGAUAAUCAGCUGAACAUGAGCUCCCUGGAAAAUAAGCCUGUUGCCGUCAUGGAAACUUACCUUUCGGUAGGACUGUGUGUGCAUCUUUAAGGGCUGAAGAACAGGACAGUCACUUCUCCGUGUUUAUUUUCUGAGUGGGUCGGAGCAUCAAGAGAGACACUUCUGUUCAGUGGAAAUCAAACCAAACCCUUCAAUUCAAUCUGCGAGGAGAAGUGGCUCUAAAUAACUAAUUACGCAGGCUCAUAAACGAAAAUAUUUGCUUGCAAUGGGAGAGAAGAGAUGAGGAUUUAAGAGAAGCUGUAAGAACCGAUGAGAUCAUGAAAACGCUGGGAAACGUCUGCCUGGGAUCCAUCAGAUAGUUACAAUGAAAAUGAAAUUAUCGUCUCUCCACCAUGGUUCCACAGCAAGAGUCUCUCUGCCUGGUUUCAUCAUUUUUCUUCAUUAAUUUACCGAUUCACAACGUGGUGUCAGCCCAGUUCACAGUCAUCGGACCGGAUCAACCUGUCAUUGCUAUUGUGGGUGAUGACAUUGUGUUACCCUGUCACUUGUCUCCCCCGACGAGUGCUGAGAACAUGGACGUGAGAUGGUUCCGGUCCCAUUACUCUUUCCUUGUGCAUCGCUAUCGUGAUGGAAAGGAUCAGACUGAAUCUCAGAUGCCAGAAUAUAAAGGAAGGACAGAGUUUCUGAAAGACGGCAUCAGAAAUGGAAGCAUUGCUUUGAGGUUACAUAAUAUCCGACCCACAGAUGAGGGACGAUACGUGUGCUAUUUUGAAUCAACUUCCUUUUAUAAAGAUGCCCAUAUGGAACUGAAGGUGGCAGCUCUAGGUGCUGCUCCUCUCCUCUCUGUUGAGGGUUAUCAGGAUGGAGGGAUCCGAGUGGUGUGCCAAUCAGCUGGGUGGUACCCAGAGCCUGAGGUUUUCUGGAGAGAUCUCACUGGACAACAUGUACCGUUGCUGUCUGAAACAAAAUUCCAAGGGGCUAAUGGCCUGUUUGAAACGCAAACUUCUAUAAUCAUAACAGAAACCUCAAACCAGAACAUCUCCUGUUCUAUUAGGAGCACUCUCCUCAAACAAGAAAAGGAAUCAAGAAUUUAUAUAGCAGAACUUUUUUUCCCGAAGAAAUCUGCCUGGAUUGCCAUUCUGUGCACGAUCCUGGUUAUUCAGGGUUUUUUUAUUGGCCUCUUAAUUUAUCGCUUGAAAACAAAAGAGAUGAAGGCUGCAGAAUAUAGGUGGAGAAACUGCCUCACAGAAGCAGAGAGGGUGACCCUGGAUCCAGACUCAGCAAAUCCCUACCUCGUCUUGUCGGAGGAUCGGAAAAGUGUCAGACUGGAAGGCGCAGAAAAGAAGCUGCUCGCCAACCAUGAGGGAUUUCAUUAUUCUCCCUGUGUGCUGGCCUCUGAAGGAUUCACCUCUGGGAGACAUUAUUGGGGGGUGAAAGUUGGGAACAAAGGAGGCUGGGCUGUGGGGGUGGCCAGAGAGUCUGUGAGGAAGAAGGAAGGAGUAGUGAUCCUUAAACCUGAGGAGGGGAUCUGGGCUGUAGAGCGACAGUGGUGGGGUCGGUUCUGGGCUCUCAGUAGCCCUAUGACAGGCCUCUCCCUAAGUAGGAAACCUGACAAGAUUCGGGUUUCUCUGGACUAUGAAGAGGGGCUAGUGGAAUUUUUCGAUGCUGAUAAUGUGGAACCGUUCUAUGCUUUCCACUCGGCCUCUUUCGCUGGCGAGAAAAUCUUCCCUUUCUUCCGAGUUGGGGGUGCAGGAGCCCAGCUCAGACUGUGUCCAUGAGAAAGGGUAUAUUAUUCCACUUGGACUCGCUCAAAUAUGUUCUCAUCAGCUUAGGAGAUCUUUCAUUACUAGAGAAGUAAAAUACCUGCCCUGCCACAACGAUUUAAUAACUCCACUUCCAUGAGAGGUGUAGAGUGAAGGUCGAUGUAGUUAUGUUGACACAGUGUCAGUGGAGACACUGAGUUACUGACAGUGACUGCAAAAACAACUAGGAGUCUUUGUGGCACCUUAGAGACUAACAAAUGUAUUUGGGUGUAAGCUUUUGUGGGCUAUGCCCAAAUAAAUUUGUUAGUCUCUAAGGUGCCACAAAGACUCCUCGUUUUUGGUGAUACAGUAGCCUCCGCUGUUGUUAGAAUUGAGAAGCCCUUUCUGUUUAAAUGAUGGCGUUUCUUAGCACUGGUGAUACAGACUAACACAGCUACCACUCUGAAACCUGUUACAUUGACUGUUACUAGCUUUCAGAAGCCGGCUUACAAUUUCCUCCCCCAGUUAAUGGAAAGACACUGAGACAAGUGGAAAUUGAAAAGCACAUUCCCAGCUCCAGAACAUUGUCAGGAGGGAGGUUUCCUCACUGAAUAACCAGGCAUCACCCUGGAUUGAAAGAAAAAAAAAAAAGCCUUUUAAAAACAGGCUUGGAGCUGAGGUUUGUCUCCAGAACUGGGGGACAGUCCAGAAGCAGAAGGCUGUUCCCUGAGUGACAUUGUGAUAAUUAAAGGGGGGGAGGAAGGAGCUACCUUUGAUGGACACCCAGCCAUCCUGUUAGUAAUAAAAUCCCUGUUAGUAGCUGUUCUCUACUUGCUUUACCUGUAAAGGGUUAAGAAGUCUGACUGCAUACAUAGGUAAAGGGAAGUGAGAGGGCACCUGGCCAAAAGAGCCAAGAGGAAGGCUAGAACUUUUUAAAAUUGAAACAAGACCCAUUUUGUCUGUCUGUUGUUCUCUCAGGCGAAGAGAGACAGAGUAGCAAUGCUGUAAGAAGCUUGCACCAGGUUUGAAAAAUCAAAUCAUACCUAGAACUACUCAUUUGAAACCCCAGAUAUGCAAGUAGAUAAGGAAAUGUCUAGGAAGACGUGAUUAGGUUCAUCUGUGCUAACCUUGGGUGCUUUUGUUUUGCUUGUAACCUUUAAGCUGGACCUCAAGAAAACCAUUCUUGAUUCUUAAUUAUUAUAUUUGCUCUUUUUAAAUCUAGCAAUAGCCUAAAUUCCAAAUGUAUUUUCUUUCUUUUUGUUUUUAAUAAAAUUUACCUCUUUUAAGAACAGGAUUGGGUUUUUGGUGUCCUAAGAGAUUUGGCAAUAUGUUGUACUUAAAGUACUGCACAGGAUCUUUUCAGGGGGAAUAAGGCAAAACACCACAUUUAUUAGUAAUACAUGUAUUCAUUAACACUGUAUCAUAUGCAUAUGAUUAUUUAUAUAUAUAUAUAUAUAUGUGUGUGUGUGUGUGUGUGUGUGUACACACACACAAGCACACUCCGUCUCGUUGUUGUUACCAAUUAGUUGCUCCCCCUAACUGCACUGGCCAGGUGAGUUAGAUGGGGGAGGGGCGGAGCUGGGCUACUGCUGGUCUGGAUCGAUGCUCCCAUGUUGACAAGACAAGACCUGGGGUCCUCUGUAAGACACCUCACCUUUAUAGCAGCUUCCCUCUUAUGCAAAU
This is a messenger RNA of Mauremys mutica (yellowpond turtle), 3875 nucleotides long. Its product is annotated as butyrophilin subfamily 1 member A1-like. Gene Ontology annotation, biological process: T cell receptor signaling pathway; regulation of cytokine production. The transcript is spliced from 10 exons. The record is from RefSeq and is a predicted model, not a curated record. The coding region runs from base 843 to 2228 and encodes 461 amino acids. NCBI's taxonomy places the organism in Eukaryota, Metazoa, Chordata, Testudines, Geoemydidae. Gene Ontology annotation, cellular component: external side of plasma membrane. Gene Ontology annotation, molecular function: signaling receptor binding.